CAAAACCUAAAAAUUCAGAGCAUCUGGAAAGAGACAACAAGAAAAAAGAACGACGAAAGAAAGAUUGGAAAGAGAAAAGUCUCUGCAAAUGGGAUUGUUGACUCUCUUUCCCUCAACCUCCUUAUGUAAUCGUAAUCCAUGGCGUAUUCAUCCAACACCUAGCAAAACAAACCCACCAACAACGCCUCCAUUUAUUAACAUUUUGACUUUUUGCUCACCUCAUUUUCCCCUUUUUAUUAACACAUUUCAACAAGCUUUUGUAAAACCCAAUUGGGAAGAUUCGUCUCAGAGAAAUUCAAGAUUUUUUCAUUCAAAUCAUGGGAAAUUGUUGCAUCACCUCAAGGGCGAAUUUGGAACAACAUAUUUAUGUACGGAUGUGGAAACGGGUGAAAAAUUCGCGUGCAAAUCGAUAUCAAAAAAGAAGCUUAAAACAUCGAUAGAUAUUGAGGAUGUGAAAAGGGAAGUUGAGAUAAUGAAGAAAUUGCCAAAACAUUCGAAUAUUGUGACAUUAAAAGACACUUAUGAAGAUGAUAAUGCAGUUCAUAUAGUUAUGGAAUUGUGUGAAGGUGGAGAAUUAUUUGAUAGGAUUGUGGCAAGAGGACAUUAUACUGAAAGAGCUGCAGCUGCUAUUAUGAGAACAAUUGUGGAAGUUGUUCAGAUAUGUCACAUGCAUGGAGUCAUGCAUCGAGAUCUUAAACCAGAGAAUUUUCUUUUUGCAAAUAAGAAAGAAACUGCUGCUCUAAAAACCAUUGAUUUUGGGCUAUCGAUCUUCUUUAAACCAGGUGAAGUUUUUAAAGAGAUAGUUGGAAGUCCAUGGUAUAUGGCUCCAGAAGUUCUAAAACGAAAUUAUGGCCCUGAGGUUGAUGUAUGGAGUGCAGGGGUAAUUUUGUACAUUUUGCUUUGUGGUGUUCCUCCUUUUUGGGCAGAAACCGAACAAGGAGUAGCUGAAGCAAUUAUUAAAUCAGUAAUUGAUUUCAAGAGAGAUCCAUGGCCUAAAGUUUCUGAAAAUGCCAAAGAUCUUGUCAAGAAAAUGCUUAAUCCUGAUCCAAAGCUUCGCCUUACAGCUCAACAAGUUCUUGAACACCCAUGGUUAUUCAAUGCAAAAUCGGCUCCAAAUGUCUCAUUGGGAGAGGUUGUGAGGUCAAGGCUUAAACAGUUUUCAGUGAUGAACAAGCUCAAGAAACGAGCUUUGAGAGUGAUAGCCGAACAUUUAUCGGUUGUUGAAGUGGCUGACAUAAAGGAGACAUUUGAUAUGAUGGAUACUGGAAAGAAAGGAAAGAUAAAUCUUGAAGAACUUAGAAAUGGUUUAUUCAAACUUGGUCAACUAAUGAAUGAUGAAGAUCUUCAAAUAUUAAUGGAAUCCGUUGAUGUUGAUGGAGAUGGAGCCCUAAAUUAUGGAAGAUUUGAAGAAUUGCGUCAUGCAUUGAGUGAUGAUGAAAAUGUUCAAGAUACUGAAGGAGUAAUCAAUGCAAUAAUGCAUGAUGUUGACACUGAUAAGGAUGGACGCAUCAGUUAUGAUGAGUUUGCUGCUAUGAUGAAAGCUGGAACAGACUGGAGGAAAGCCUCAAGGCAAUAUUCAAGAGAACGUUUUAAUAAUCUUAGUUUGAAGUUGGUAAAAGAUGGUUCAUUACAAUUAGCUAAUGAGUGAGAAGAUGAAUAAAUAAAAUGGUAACAUUUAUCUAACAAAAAGAAGCUAAUUUUACACGAAUGCAAAACUUCAAUAGAGAUUUUGCAUUUGAGCAACUCGAGGAAAUACAAAUCCGCAUACAAAGACCUUUUGUGAUUUAACAAAGGCGUGAAGUUUUGGUGAAUUGGAGUAUAUGUUAAGGGUAUCUACCAUGACGAUAACUUCAUUGAUGUGUAUAGGAGAUCUUGAUUGAUUUGAGAUUAUGGUUGAUAUGUAUUUUUUAUAUCUGCACAGUUUGGUCCACCUCUUCUUCUG
Molecule: messenger RNA, 1942 nt
Organism: Lactuca virosa
Lineage: Eukaryota; Viridiplantae; Streptophyta; Magnoliopsida; Asterales; Asteraceae
Source: the annotation of a GenBank genome assembly